AUGACGAACGCGAAGCAAGGCGGAGACCUGUAUGACAUGGCCAAGGACGGCACCAAGGUUCCGGGCAAUGCCGGAAAACAAAACAUAAUCACCUCGGUUCCAAACCCUCACCAGAAGGACGGAGAGGCCGGCGGCGGGCUGGGAUCGACCACCUUGCACGGGGCCGCAGACAACGCCACACUUGCGGCUGACGAAGGAAGACCUACCGGCGUCGGUGAGGGGAUCACGGGCACGGGAAACGAGAUUCCGCAGUCGACCGCAGGCAAGCCGGGCGGUCGAGGGGGAACACAUGGGUCUGAGGAUAUCCGGGCAGCUAGCGGAGGAUUUGCAACGAAGAACCGACGAUCUGACGACGAAGUUUGA
Messenger RNA from Colletotrichum karsti, 363 nucleotides. RefSeq lists its product as uncharacterized. Lineage: Eukaryota; Fungi; Ascomycota; Sordariomycetes; Glomerellales; Glomerellaceae. The transcript has 2 exons. The record is from RefSeq and is a predicted model, not a curated record. The coding region runs from base 1 to 363 and encodes 120 amino acids.